GUAAAUGUGUUUGGCGCUUCCUUCGCUAGGUAUCCGGCCGACCCGUUCGAUCGGUUGUGGGGCUGGAACGAGGACACCUCGCAGUCGGGGACCUGGAUCGACGUUCCCUCCACCAACUCCACCGUCCGAAACCUUCCCGAGGACUCCUUCGAAGUUCCCUCCGUCGUCAUGCAGACCGCCAUCACCGCCAUCAACUCCACCAGCAUCGUCAUCACAUGGGAUCCCUCCCCGGGCCACGUCAACCAGUUCUUUCCCAUCCUCCACAUAUCCGAGAUCUUGGACCUCUCCGGUACCAAUCAAUCGCGGCAGUUCAACAUCUACGUGAAUGGAUUACGGUGGCCGGGGGAUAUAAACAUAAUGACUCCUCCUUACCUCUGCUCGAACUCCGUCUACAGCCUCGGGCCCCUCCCUUCGUCCCCCACCUAUAACAUCUCCCUCGAGGCCCUCAGCAACUCCACUCUCCCGCCCAUCCUCAAUGCCUUCGAGCUCUACAUGACCAUUAGCAACACUUCCGUGCCCUCGGAUGCUGGAGAUGGUAUGUAUCCACAUCUUUGUAACAAUGGUACAUUGUGCAAUGAAAUGCCUACACCAAUGAAGAAGAAAAUAUCAACGCCGGUGGUCGUGGUGAUCGUGAUUCUUUGUAUAGUUCUAAUGGUGUUAAUACUAAAUCUUGCGGUGAUAACUAGAGUUUGGAGGGUGACAAAAACACAAGGUUUGAGACGAGGCAACUCAGUGGAUCAACAUAAUGGUUUCCUAAAGCAAACAGAUAAUGCAUUGCAGCUUGAAAAUCGCCAAUUCACAUACAUGGAAUUACAGAACAUCACUAAUAACUUUCAAAAGAUCCUAGGCAAAGGAGGAUUUGGGUCUGUUUUCCAUGGACAUUUGGAAGACGGUACUCAAGUUGCAGUCAAAAUGCGAUCACAAUCAUCAUCACAAGGAACUAAAGAGUUUCUUGCUGAGGCCCAACACUUGACUAGAGUUCAUCAUCGCAAUUUAGUUUCUUUAGUUGGCUACUGCAGUGAAGUAAAUCAUUUGGCGCUUGUCUAUGAGUUUAUGUCUCAAGGAACACUACAUGAUCAUCUGCAAGGCAGGGCAAACAAUGCUAGAGCUUUAAGCUGGAGACAACGUCUUCAUAUUGCAAUUGACGCUGCACAAGGGCUAGAGUAUUUGCAAAAUGGAUGCAAACCACCAUUAGUUCAUAGAGAUGUGAAGUCUGGAAAUAUCCUUUUGAGUGAAACUUUGGAAGCUAAGAUAGCAGAUUUUGGGCUUUCAAAAGCUUUUCUAAGUGAGGCAAACAGUCAUAUAUCCACUGUAGUCGUGGGAACUCCUGGAUACCACGAUCCUGAGUAUUACAAUACCUUCCAACUCAGCAAUAAAAGUGACGUGUACAGCUAUGGAGUAGUUCUUUUGGAGUUGAUCACUGGGCUACCUCCAAUAGUUCAAGGUAUUGAAAAUGUACACCUAACCCAAUGGGUGCUCCAAAGACUUGCCAGAGGAUACAUUGAGGAUAUUGUAGAUCCUAGGUUGGAAGGGGAGUAUGACAUAAACAGUGUAUGGAAGUGUGCUAAUAUCGCGUUGAAAUGCACAACAGAAAGGUCCCAACAACGGCCAACCAUGACAGAAGUUGUGAUGCAGCUAAAAGAGAGCUUAAAGCUAGAGAACUCUCAUGAUAACACUGUGAACAAAGUCGCACACAGUGAGAAUCUAGACUCAGAAGUAAGCGAUGUAAGCCAGAAAAGUAUUCUUGAGAUAGGAGUGUCUAGAUUGAUUGAGAUUUCGGGACCAACGAUAAGAUAAACAAGGGUUUGCUCGACUCUUCCCUCUUAAAAUUGUCAUAAUGGUUAUUAGGGUCAAACUGUCAUUCGAUUCAAAUUCAUUCUUGGGUAGCUUUUUACAUGUUGUUACUUGUGUGAAGGAAAAUAGUAUUUGGUGGAGUAUAGAUGAUACUUUUAUUUUCUAUGGCAAAAACUAUUGUAUGUUCUUCCAUUUCAUCUUGGAACAAGCAUCUUGUUUUUUCA
Molecule: messenger RNA, 2018 nt
Organism: Zingiber officinale
Lineage: Eukaryota; Viridiplantae; Streptophyta; Magnoliopsida; Zingiberales; Zingiberaceae
Product: probable LRR receptor-like serine/threonine-protein kinase At1g05700
Exons: 6
Coding region: 169-1797 (542 amino acids)
Biological process (GO): protein phosphorylation
Molecular function (GO): ATP binding; protein kinase activity
Source: RefSeq, a predicted model, not a curated record